Pocillopora meandrina is the source of this 8788-nucleotide messenger RNA. The record is from the annotation of a GenBank genome assembly. NCBI's taxonomy places the organism in Eukaryota, Metazoa, Cnidaria, Anthozoa, Scleractinia, Pocilloporidae.
AUGAGUUCUCCAUCAUCUCCUGGUUAUUUGCCGCAGUAUCUCCUUGGCGGCAAUUCGCCGGCUGCUUCGGUAUGUUAGAUUCAAGAGUAACUUAAAUCUUUGAUCGAUUCAUUGCUGUUUUGUUAAUGAUCCCUGAUCACUUAGAUUUUGUUUGUAUGUACCUCUCUAAGAAAAAUAUUCGUUUAUUCUUGAGUUGUUCAUUAUCAUUUGUAAUUUGUUUAAAUUUGGCGCCAUAUUUUACGUAUUAAUGCUACUUACUACCAACAAACUCUUGCCUUUGACUACCCUUUUGAUUUAUUAAUUUUCAAGGCGAUUUGUGAUAAAAUUUCCUCAUCAAUUUCCUUGUCCUAGGAUGAUAAAUUGAAUGAACGAUGGUGUCAUUUGGUGAAAGACAGACAUGCACAGAGAAAAAGAACUCCAAAUACAGCAUAUCAUUUAGAACCUAGUAACUUAGUGAGAGAUCUCUUGUUAAUAAUUUACCAAUAGGCUGCUUAACCCUGAUAAUAAUGCACAUGAAAAAAUUACCUGCUUCUGAUUGGCUUAAAAUGAGGUCAUUCUCAUGUGACCCAAGUGCAAAGUUGUAGCAUGAGUGCAAGGUGGUAAUAUGAGUGCAAAUUACAAAGAGCGUGCAGAUGCUUUCAAAAUUUCGUCUGUCUUGACUUUCCGUGAUGUUUUUUUUCAUGUACAUUAUUAACAAGGAGUAACUUGAUUUCGAAUGUAAUUUGGUGUUGAUAAGCACAAGGUGAUUUUUCAAAGACAACAAAAUUCUAUGAGCCCAAAGGGUGAGAGCAAUUUGCAAGUCAUGUCAUCACCUAUUCUAAAUUCCAUGGGCAUUUUACUUAGUUUUGUUUGUUUUCACAGCCCUUCCCAAGAGCAAGACCUUUGGGCUCUUCUAUAGGAUCAUACAAUGGAAGCCCUGGUCAGGCAGGAACAUUCUCAUCACCACGACAGUACCAGCAUCAAUUUGGAACACCACUUAGAUCCCAAGGACUUGGAAACAAAUUAGACAGGACACCUGCAAGGUUAUAUACUGCCUUAAAUAAUGUACAGGCCCAAAAUAUAAUUGAGAAUAUAAUUCCAGCAAUUUUAUUUUCCCGCCAUACAACCACAAACACUGUACUAACCAGGUUGGAGAAAAUGGGAAGGAAGCCCCAAAAAACCAUAGGACUUAUAAAGUAUGGGCUUUCAUAACUAAUAGUGGAGCUCGCAGAGUGUAGCCCCAUAACUAUACAAAAUACUAGUAACCCAUCAAGCCGAAAAAAUUUGGUUGUAUGACUGUACGACUGUAUGACCGUACAAGGUGCUACUUUUAACAUGCAUGGUCAAGUGUACUGCGGGCACGCCAAUGCCACGGCUUUGUCCAGUAGUCCAGUGGUCAGUGCACUGGGCUCCAAGUCGGAUGACCUGGGUUCUAGUCCUGGCCGGGGCAAGGCAUUGUGCCCUUGAGACGUGCAGGAAAAAAAAAAUGUGAGCUCCGCUUUUAGGCUUGGCUAAAUCUAUAUGUAUUAGUAUGUUACUUACAGUGAUGGAGGGACAGGGAUGAAAUAGGUAGACUAAUGAAAUGAAAAUAAGUACAAGUAAUAAUUUAAUAGGGAGUGCAAUUUGGUCUAAAUGAGCACAAGUAAAUAUAUCAAAAGCAACAAAAUUGCACAAAAAAAAUGAAAAAUACAAGUGCUUAUUUACAUCAAACUGCAUGAGAAAUCAUGUUGUUACUUGUUAAUACUUUCAUGUAAAAUGCAUCACAGAUAGUCAAGAGUGACAAAAUUUUGGCAGUGCACACAUGCUAUAUGUGCACAUGUUACCACUAAUUUUCAGCUAAUCAGACAGGCUUUUUUUUUUCAUGUAUAUUAUUACAAACCAAAUAAAAACAGAACAAAGUAAAACAAAUACCUCACAUCUUGCAGCCAUACUGUGGCUAAUUUUCUCUUUUCCUCUCUUUGAGCCAAAUAUAUAUGAAAAAUCAUGCAUUUUGCCUGUUUUGCAAAUACCUUAUUUCUGUCUUUUUAUUUAGAUCAGCUACUGUGGAUUGUACUCCAAAAGAUUCCAUCAGUGCACCUCCUGUUGAAGGACUUUACGAUGCGAGAAGUUCAGAUUUCACCAAUUCUCCUUUCAACAGAGAACAGGUAACUAUGGCCACUGUACUACAGAAAAAAAGGUGAAAGAUGAAGUGUGUUGUUCAGCCAAGUUUCCCCCCCCCCCAAGCUGGAACUUAUCCCAAUUUCCUUAGCAUGAAGUGACUACAAGUAUCACUGCUCCCUUCUCAAAAUGUGGUAAAAACAAAAAUGCAUAUACGAUUUUGCAGCCAAGUGUGUCACAGAUAUUCUUACCAUACUUUGUAGCCUUCUUUGAUCUAUUACUUUACUGUACAUACUCAUGGCAACAUGCAAUCUAUUUGUGUUAUAUUGUUAUCUUAUAAAAAAAAAAGCAAAUGCUGAUGUCAUCUAUGCAUCUUAGUAUUAUUUUGUUGAAUGAUGAAAUAAUCUCCUGCGCCUUUUGCUCUGGUGGAAUAUCACUUGAUCAUUUGCCAAGUAGUGACCCUUUACACCCUAACAUCAGUUAGCGUUGGGUCGUCAUGUUCAUUUGUUUGUAGUGGAUGAUAUACUGUCAAAACUAAAAGGUUUUUUGUUUAACAAAGGAAAAGUAAAAGAAGUAAUCGUUCGAAUAGGGAGUUCUUUUCAUUUUCAUUGAGAAAGAUUUGUUCCUUUCUUCAAGUAUGAAUAGUGAUUGUGUUCACAAGCGUUUCGAUCUAGUUGAAGUUAUUAUGUAAAUAAAUGUCUAACUUCUCGCCGUUGGAUCCUAUUGAAAGUGACAUGUGAAGGUGAAAUGUUUUAUCAGUAUUAAUUAGUAUACCUUUUAUAUUGAUGUUUCUCACUUAUAAUUAUUGUGCGAAAUGACCGCUAAGAAUUGUGCGAACGGUCCAAAACUUGUGCUAAAAGACUUGUGCGGAAAUUCUUUUGUGCGAAAUGUCCUGUAUUCAUAUUCUCCUGUUUACUGUUUCCACACAUUUUCUAAGGUACUGACAAGGAGAAUUUGUUUAUCAAUGGAGAUAAUUUUUAGUUGGUGAUCAUUUCCAUUAUUCCCAUGACCUUUCUGCAUGAUGCAGGGGUUAUACUGUCAGGAGAAAUUAUAUGCUAGUCACUUUCAGAAGUUAAAAAUUCUGUUUAUACAGCUAAUAGAAUUGACAAUGAAUAUUGAACAAGGUGAUCCUAAGCCUGGAAACAUACACAACUGUCUUGAAAUUUCUGAACAAUUUGGAAAUAAGAAUCCAAUUUGCUUCACUCAUCUCUGAUUACAUCUGCUGAUUAUGAUUUAUUCUACAGCAAAUGGAUGUGACCAUGGCCACUGCUGUUAUGACAUCUGUUAGAAAGAGUUCUGGAUAUUCUACCCCAGGUGGUAAUGCCACAAUGUCUGGUGUAGAUUCACAACAUUUCAGUCCUCAGCAUGGCCCAUUGUCUUCACCAACACAGAUUGAUCCAUUCUACACUCAAGGGUUAGUGAACUUUUAUAAAUUAUAGACAUUUUUAUCUAACAAAUCCACAGUGGUUUAGCAUGGUCUGUACUCUGAUCGUGAAAGAUAUUUGUCAUCACAGUGGUCAAAGUGUUGUGAACCCAUGGCGCGCUGCCAUUGCGUGACACAUUGAUGUGUGCGGUUUUGUCUGUACUCUUACUGACAACAGUGAAUUGGUCUAUCAGAUUGCGACAUUACUGCCAAUUGUGAUAAAAUAAGAUAUUCUUACACAUUUUAUGUGAUCAAUGUGAAAUGUGAUACCUUGUAUAUGGAUGUGAUGUGGCAAAGGGGUUCAUGAUGCUGGAUUUUGUGGGUGGUUAUUCAAGGAAAUAUGGUGAUUAUUUUACCCUUAUCUGAUACUGAAGUACAGACAGAGUAAGUUGAAGACAAAUCAGAUGGAAAGUCUACCCACAAGAAUUUUAAACAAAAUUGAGUACAAUUUGGUGACAUGUAUUUUAGGAUGGCGAUAUCAAGUGAUGACAUACUAGAUGAAUGCUGGGUAACAGUAUUUGGGUAAGAUAUAUCUAUUGCUUAAUGUAGUAAUUUUUUUUUAAAUAAUCCCAAUAUAAAAGAUUAUAAGUUAACAAACAUUUUCUUAAUUUUUGUAGAUAAAUUUGUUUUAAUUUUUUGGUAAUCUUGUUCCUAAUUAUUCAUUUGUUUAUUUAUUAUUAUUAUUAUCUAUUUAUUAUUUUUUAUUUGUUAUUGUUUUUAAAUCAGUUUCCCACCAGCUGCUUCUUCAUUUAUCCUGCAACAAUUUUCUCAGUAUGGUAACAUCAUGAAAAGUGUGGUAAGUUUUGCUGAGGUUGCUGUUAGUAUGACUUUCAGAUCAUCACAGGGAUCAAAAACAGUUCCUUUCAAGAGCAAUUAAGGUCUGAAAACCUGAAAAGUUAUUUGACAUAGUUAAUGUAGAUUGGGAAGAAUGUUACCCAAAUGUUUGAUUUAUGUUACAAGUAAAGGGGAGAAACUUUAUAUUUAAAGGUUACUGAGGUUCACCUUGGUAACCUAAACAAGAAAUUACUAAAGAAAUUUAGACUUUUUUUGAAAUGUAACGCAGCAACAAUCAGUAUUUUGCUGAUAUAAAAUUGGAAUUGAGUGAGAAAAAUACCAAAUCGUGUUCAUAGCAGCAGCACUUAAAACAGAACAAGAGGUUGAGUCUAUUGUAAAAUACAAGUAGUUAACCAUUUACCUCCCAUUAGUGACCAAGACAGGAUUUUUCCUUACAAUAUCAAUACAAUAUCAAUACAAUAUCAACCAGAUAAUUGAUGAGAAAAAAGAAAAAUAUUAAUGUGGGGAUGAUUAGUUGAUCCAAUACUAAAUUCUUUGAACUCACAUUAUAACAAGUGUAUGGUUGACAGUAAGGAGAAGUACAAAUUUGAUCUGGGAGUUAAAAGAGUUAUUAGCUUUCACUUAGAAGAUCCAAAUUGAAGGUCGGGUCAAUUUUGUUCCUUUCCAGAAUUGAACUACUUAUGAAAUAAUAGAUGCAUGUAAAUAGUGCAUUUGAUGUGAUAGUAUUUUAAAACUAACUAUCAUGAUUCCAAAAUUUUGUUUAGACAUCCAAAGGGAACUGGUUGCAUCUUCAGUAUCAGUCAAAACUUCAAGCCAAAAAGGUGAGUAAAAUAAAAAACUAUGGAUAAGAUUCUUAAGUUAUCUAACCAUUUACAGCUGCAUGGCACACAUCAGGCACAGCUACUUCCCAAGAAGCAACUUGUUUCAAAUGGUAAGACCUUCUUUUUACACUUAUUUGGAUAAAUUUUCCUGCAAAAGCAAAGCUUUUUCAAUAAAUCUCCAAAGAAGAUGAAAGUAAAAAAGAACUUUGCAUUUUGGAAUAGACGCAAAGCAUUUUAAAAACUGAUCUUUUUGAAAAUGCAGAUCAAAAUAGCUAAUCUUUACAUUUUUUCAGUGUACUCGUUGAACCCUGGAAUAUUUAUUUCAUCUACUUUUUUCCCUCAUUAUAACUUAUGCCAUACCUCUCAUGAAAAAACCUGAUGAUAGCCUGUGUUUGUUUGAAGUGUAGAAAAUGACUUUUACAGCAUAAAAUUACACAAUAAGAUCUGACUAAUGACUGGAAAUAUAUGAAAAUUUUGUUAGCUCAGUUGGUAUAGCGCUGCACUGGUAUUACAGAGGUCAUGAGUUCAAAUCCUGUAUGGGCAUGAAUUUUUUUUCAGGUCUCAUUUCAACUACUUGUUCAGUAGCAUUCAUAGCUGCAAGGAUUACUUAUAUCUAAACAUCUGACUAUUUGUUUUCUUCAGGCUCUCAGUAAAAAUGGAAAGAUUUAUGGCAGUAACAUUAUGGUUGGUGUCAUGCCUUGUAUUGAGAAGGUAAGAUUUGGUGUUUACAGCAUUUUACAGAUCAACCACUGCCAAGUCCAGAUAAAUUGUACAUUAAAUUUACUAUUUUAGGUCCAGCUUCUGUUCCCUGAGGGGCUGGCAGUUUCUAAAAGGGUUAUAUCCAGCAUUAAGCAUCAGGUUCAGCUGGUGGGUCAAAUCCUCUGAUUGGAUCUUUUUUCGGUGGAGGAGUGGAAGGGUGGGGGGGGGGGGGGUAGGGGUUUGGGAAGUGUUAUAAAUUUAAAAAUACCACCCCCUACAUCUCACAGAUCUUAAAUGAUCAGUCCUUGAAUUUCUCUGUCAUUGAGCGUUUAGAAAGGAUGUUGCAUUGAGUGUAAUCUUCAUUCAGCAGCUCUUUGAACUUUGACUCAUAAGAAAUGCAGCACAUCUUAACACUUGCUACAUUUUUUACUGUUAAAGAGUGUGAUGGAAACCUUUGGGAAAGAGAAUAUGAGCACACCAUUAUCAUCAAACAGGAAUGAAACCAUGAUGACAUCUCCAACAGCGAGUAAACCUGUUCCAGUGCGACCAUUGACUGCCGCUUACCAAGCAGCUCGAAGUGACCAUCAGGUAAUCUGAGUGAAGUCUUUAUAUGAGACAAACUUUACUUGAAACAGAAUCACAAGUUAAUAGCCAGGUUUCUUUAAUUACAUUUAAAAUAGUGAAGCCAGUUGCUAAAAUUUUAAGCUUACUUGUAAGAAAUUUGUAGUUUUUUUGUUGUUUUUUUCUUAUGGCAGUGACAUAUUAUUUUGUUUCUGGAGCAUAUGUCUCUUUUCAUUACUCAGAUGAUGACUUUGGCUCAAGUUGUCAAAACAUCAGUCCUUCUCAGGACUACACUCACCUGGAUAAUCAGACCAAACUAUUACAUGUUGCGCCUUAGGUUCAAACCAUUUAUUGGAUUAAAUAUUAGUUGGGGAAAAAACAAAAUGUAAAAUUCUGAAACAUGUAUUUUUUUUGUUGGCAGGUUGUCUCCAAUGGAGCCAGGACUCCACAGAAAGAUGCAAACAUUGUCUCUAAAGCAAUGGAGUAUAUAUUUGGGUGGUGAAUGAAAGGAUCUAAAAUUCAGCAUAGAUAUUAUCUAUUUCAAAAUUAUUUCAGAAUUUGCCAUGCAUGUGAAACUAGGUAACAGAUGUGAUACUAUUGUUAAAGGAAGCCAAACUAAUUUUUAGAGCUUAAAAAGGAGUUUGAAAUAUAAAGAUCCCAAGAAUACAGAACAAAUUAAUGCCUUGAUGAGGUCUGAGGACAUUCUUUUGAACAACAGUAAAAAGAGUACCAACAGAAAGGGUAAGUUUUUGAUCUGGACUGGCAUGUGGUGUAGAUAAAUGGUAAAUAAGUAGAUGAACACAAGUCCAGAGGAUCCUGGAACAAACCUUUCCUGUGUAAGCAUCAAUGUUUAUUCUGCAAUGUUUUUAAGAAUACUGACAUUAAUAAAGUCAAUUAGUCACAUAUUCAGAUAAAUGAUAAUAAACUUUUUUUUUGUCAUGAUGAAUUUCCAACUUUCUGUGAUGACCUUGGCACUAUGAGAAGAGGUUUUUUUUUGGAAAUAGCAGCAAAUAAAAUAUUUUUCACAAAGCCUAUAAUGCAGUCUCUUUCCUUUGUUUUUAUUGUAAAUAAAGCACAAAUGGACCCUAAAAUGAGUAUGUUGACAUGUCAGACCACAGACAGACCACACUGUGUCUGAAAGUUGCAUAUUAACGUUACAUCUCAGUCUGAAUAUCUCAACAAAGCUAGAUGAAAUGUUAAUCAACACAUUUGUGGUAUUUUUUUGCCCUUAUGGGCUGAUUGGAGCUUCUUUUUAUGAAAUUACUCCAUACUGUUCUCCAUGAAUUUCCUAAGGUGCUGAGGAGGAGAAUUUGUUUAACAAUCCACAGCUUCUUCAUUUGGUGAUCUUUUCCUCAAUUCUUGUGAUAUUAAUGCUUUAUUCAGGAAGCAGAAAUAAGAUGCCAGUCACUCUUAGGAGUUAAAGGUUUAAUAGCACUAUUUCAUUGCUAAUACUUAGAUGACAAAAAAAUUAAAAGAAUAUUGAAGUUUUCCUGUAAAAUUGCCAAAAUUGGUUAGCAUUUUUACAAUUUUAUAGAAAUGUACAAGUAAAACUGAAACAAGAUGACUUAUUAAAAAAAAUUAGUGCUUCUAGAAAUAAUUCUCAGUCAUGGAAAUUGGGGAAUGAUGGUCAUUUCUCAACAAUGAAGUACAUUUGACUUCCAAUGACUCAAAUCUUCAAAGAGAAAAUGAAAAGGUUCCCAUUUUAGUUAUUGUUGGAAAGUGUGGAAAUUUAUAUUGCAAGAAGAGAAGGCAAUGAAGUAAAAAGGGAAUAUUGGCAAGAAAUAUUCAAGCUCCAAUUAACUUUACAAAGAUGUACUUUUGCUCUACAGUGUAAUAAAACCCUAAACUAGUAAUACCUGGCCUAGACUUAACACAUAUUAUGCAAUGCAAAAAAAAUGUAGAGGAAUACAUGGUCCUUGUAAGAAUUGUUAAAGCAUGCCACUAACAACAUUAAAUUUGAAUCUUCUGUUUGUAAUUUUGGACUCUUCAAAAAACAUUAUGGGGAGAUACAACUUUAUGUUUUGAUUUAAAGUAUUGCUCAUAUACUUAAUGUGAAUUUAAAAUUUUUUGGGCUCUUACUAUCAGACUAUCAAAUGUGUAAUACGUUUGAAUUUUGAAUUGUAAAUGCAGAUCUUAACAUUGUUGCAUAAAUCAGUUUCAUGUAUCUGGCAAAAGUAAGAGAUUUCUGUUAGAGAAGAGUCAUACUGCAGCUUCAAAGGACAGGUACAAAUAGUACACUUCCACAGACACAGAAUAGAGUAAAAUUUUGUAUUGUCAUCUCAACAGAUAAUAGAACUGAAAUUUUAAAUAAUCAAGAUUUAAGUGAAAAAAAAAUCCCUUUAAAUUUACAAAUAUAUGUGUAGCAGUAGAAUGUUUACAUCUCAUUGGAUUGCUGAACAACAUAUGACAUAGG